Molecule: messenger RNA, 9168 nt
Organism: Rhinopithecus roxellana (golden snub-nosed monkey)
Lineage: Eukaryota; Metazoa; Chordata; Mammalia; Primates; Cercopithecidae
Gene: ANKRD33B
Product: ankyrin repeat domain 33B
Exons: 4
Coding region: 1-1467 (488 amino acids)
Molecular function (GO): protein binding
Source: RefSeq, a predicted model, not a curated record
AUGGUGCUGCUGGCCGGGACCGGGCCGGAGGGCGGCGGGGCGCGCUGCAUGACCCCGCCACCGCCGUCCGCACCCCGGGGAGCGCAGGUCGAGGAGGACCCCACUGACUACGAAGAGUUUGAGGACUUCUCGAGUCUGCCCGACACCCGCAGCAUCGCCUCGGACGACUCUUUCUACCCUUUCGAGGACGAGGAGGAGCAAGGCGUCGAGAGCGCGGAGAGCGUCCCGGAGGGCGUCCCGGAGGCGGCCACUCUCCUGCGCGCCGCCUGCGCCAACAACGUGGGGCUGCUGCGGACGCUGGUGCGGCGCGGGGUGAGCGUCGAGGAGGCGCAGGAGACUGACCGCAACGGCCGGACCGGCCUUAUUGUCGCCUGCUACCACGGCUUUGUGGAUACCGUGGUGGCCUUAGCAGAGUGCCCCCACGUUGACGUCAACUGGCAGGACAGCGAGGGGAACACAGCCCUAAUCACAGCUGCACAGGCAGGGCACGCUAUCAUCACUAACUACUUGUUGAACUAUUUUCCCGGUCUUGACCUUGAAAGGAGAAACGCGUUCGGGUUCACCGCCCUGAUGAAAGCCGCCAUGCAGGGUCGAACGGACUGCAUCCGAGCCCUGAUGCUAGCAGGGGCGGAUGUCCACGCGAGGGACCCCCGCCGUGGGAUGUCGCCGCAGGAAUGGGCCACUUACACGGGCCGCGUGGAUGCCGUCCGCCUCAUGCAGAGGCUGCUGGAGCGCCCUUGCCCGGAGCAGUUCUGGGAGAAGUACCGGCCCGAGCUGCCGCCGCCCCCCGAAGCGGCGCGGAAGCCCUCGGGCUCCAAGAACUGCCUGCAGAGGCUCACGGACUGCGUGCUGUCCGCGCUGACGCCGCGCACCAUGCGGGGCCCGGAGGACGGGGGUGCCCUGGACCACAUGGUCCGGAUGACCACGAGCCUCUACAGCCCCGCCGUGGCCAUCGUGUGCCAGACCGUGUGCCCCGAGAGCCCCCCGUGCGUGGGGAAGAGGCGGCUGGCGGUGCAGGAGAUCCUGGCGGCGCGGGCGGCGCGGGGCCCCCAGGCGCAGGAGGUGGAUGAGGUGGGAGGCGCAGGGCAACGCGGGCAGACCGGCACGGAGGAUGUGGACUGCCGGGAGGGCUCCCCAAGAGCCAACCUCCCGCCCCCGUCCCGGGGCCCCGCCGCGCCCUCCUCGCGGAAGGCCAGCCUCCUGCCCUUGCAGCGCCUGCGGCGGAGAAGCGUGAGGCCCGGAGUGGUGGUGCCCCGGGUCCGAGUCAGUAAGGCGCCGGCGCCCACCUUCCAGCCCGAGCGGCCGGCGCGGAAGGGCAGCACCAAGGACAGCGGCCACCUGCAGAUCCCCAAGUGGCGGUACAAGGAGGCCAAGGAGGAGAAGCGGAAGGCAGAGGAGGCCGAGAAGAAGCGCCAGGCCGAGGCGCAGAAGGAGAGGCGCCCCGCGCCCUGGAAGAAGAGGACGUGAGGGCCUGUGUGCCUGGCGUGGGGGCCGGGGCCGGGGCGAGGCCGCGGGGCUGGUCGCGGAGAAGGAGGCGGCCUCGUUGCGCAUCGCACCACGGACGCUCCAUGGACCACGGGGCCGCGCGCAUUUCCAGGCUGGCUGUCCAGGCUGCUUCCAGGAGAGGGCUGGGAGAGCCACAUGGAUUCGCCUGUCACCAGCCCUCCUAGCAAUCAGUACACCUAGCGGGCACGUUGCCUAAAAGGCUCCAUUUAGAGAACCUCAAUUAGGAUUUUUUUUUUUUUAAAGAUCAAUUUAUCAAAGGGCGUUUUCUGCGUAAUUUUGUAUUUUUAAUCAUUAUCAAAUUUGCAACGUUUUACAAGUGAUAGGGCCCCUUAUAUCCAAGGCAGUUUUAAUACACUUGCCUGAAGACCUUUUGUUUAAAAUACUGUUUCUAGCAAUAAGUAUUCAUGAUACCUGUAUGAGUUCACACAGACAUCAUGGGAUUCUCCCUUUUGGUUGUUUGGUCUUUUCUCCUCAUCGUGGGUGUCGGUGUACACUGGAUGUUCUUACUAAUUAGAUUAAGUGAUGCCAGAUAUUUUUGUUUGACAGAGGCAUUGACUCGUUCAGCCACAUGAUCAGGUGAGACAGAGAGAUCAGAUGUUAUCGUAUCUUUUUAAAACUCUUAUCCAUACAGUAAUAUAUUGAGGGAAAACAUAUUGUCAAAUUAUAAAACAAUGGAGAGAUAAACAUGUAUUUAUUGCUAGAAUUAAACUCAUUUUAAGCAAGGGGUUUUAGAUAAACUCGAUAGGAAAUCUUUAACAUUAAAAAUAGAUAUGAGAAAAAACUGUCAUUCGAUAAAAUGGGGCAAAUUUAAUAAAUGAUUACCAGAAAUACAAAAUUAAGCCAUAUGUGCUCUUAAGUAAUUCAAAUCCAGAUAUCCUUAAUAUGUCAAAAAGAUGCAACAAGAGUCAGGAGCCCAGAAUGAUACAAAUUACAACAAUGGGGAGGAGGCAGUUUUUAGAACAGGCAAGAGAAUGGAAUGGGGAACAGACUUGUUUUUGGCAAAUUCUCCUAGAGUAGACCGGGCAGCCCCCUCCUCCAGGCUCAGUUCCAAAGAGUCCCUUGUGUGGGUAUUUCUUUUAUUUUUCCUUGGAGGACUGCGCUUGUUUAGUUCAUCCUCAUGCUGACCUCAUAGAAUUUCCAAGAUGCGGGGCCUUGAGCAGGGCAGGGCACAGGUGUGAUUUGCCUUGGGUCACAAGUUCUCGGUGAGAGUUUUAAAUCCACACUUUUCUCUCCAAAGUCACAUGGAGAUCACUUUUCUCUCCAAAGUCACAUGGAGAUCACUUUUCUCGGUGAUCAAAUUUGAAUUUAUCAAAGGGAGUUUUCUGCAUAUUUUUGUAUUUUUAAUCGUUAUCAGAUUUGCGGCAUUCUAAUUCGGCAGUGCAGGGUAUGAAAGCUGGAAACUCAGGCAGGAGUUUCUAAUUCUAAUGACUCUGGCUAUGUGGGUUGUAGAGUAUCUGUCACAUAUGCACUUUAUUUCAGUAUUAAAUACUUGGACACGCACGAUCACAGGCCUAUUUGGAGGCUCUGUACUAUAACCCUAAUAACCCUAGAUACAUCGUGAUACGGGGUAUCUGUCUCAGGACGCAGGCAGGGCUGGUGCAGGCUUCUCCAUACUCCCUUCCACUUGGCACCAUCAGGCAUCGAGCAACCAGGGAUCCUAAACUGGCCUCUCCCAAAACUCCAUUGAACAGGACUGCAGGCUGCACCCAGGUUAAUGGAAGAUUGGUGUGAUGAUGAUACAGUGUUUAAGGUCAGAUUGCAGUGAGUUCCUCCUUAAUCCCAGAAAGGCACCAUGAUGAAUGCUGCAGGAGACUGGACCCUCUUUGAGAACUGCAGAUAUUAGUUGACUGUGGGUCACUCUCGUGGCCAAGGCCUUUGAGGAGGUGGGGACUGUGACUGACACCGGUUAUCUUUGGGGGUUGUCUUUUCUGAAUCCUUUGGCAUGUGGCACCUUCCUGCCACACGUACAUAAUUCACAGCAUUACCAAGACACCAUGAGCCCCACCCUCACCUCUGUCAACCAAGGACCCAGCCAGACAGUGCCACGUGGUCUCCCAGGCAUGCUUCUCAACACCAGCUACCCCUGCUGUGAAAGUUCUCAAGGUCCUGGUCCCAGGAGCUGAGCCUUGGGAGCGUCCUAAAACUCUGCAGGUGACUGCACUGCAGCCUGCAUUGAGAACUGCGGCUCUAACACAGUGAUUGCGAGAGGACACCCAUUCUGAGCUCCCAUAAAGGCUCCACCUUCCCAAGAAUGUCUGAUUGUCAUUGGAACAGCCAGGGUCAGGCAGCUUCUGCUGGGGCUGACGUGGCGUCUGACCCUCGGUGGGUUGCCAGGCAUUCCUGCCUGUUUCCUCCAUGGGAAGCUGACACUGGGAACGGUAUGGAGCCCCCACUUCUACCCCAAGCCUGGGUGUCUGCUGCUUCCAUAUCAAAAAUGGACAUUUCUGGUCCUGCCCAGCUGCUACCUCACCACAACCCAUGCUCAGAGUCUCCAGGGUUGUGUGGAACAGCAGUGAUGGGACAGCAAACGACUGGUGAUUCCCCAGGUCCCACGCUGUUCUGGAGUGGGCAUGUUGCGGCCCUGCCUCCGAUGUGUUCCAGCCUCAUUUAGGUAUACAGGAUACUCUGGGGCCAGCAAAGGACUUUUCCAGUGAUGCUCCUGGUGUCCACAAAACAGCCCUAGAGAUACCUGCAUUUUGAAAAGCCUGCUGAGCCAACAAGCGUGGGGCAGGACAUGGAUUUCUUUGGCAAAUCUGAAGGAGAGCUGGCCGCUUGCCUGGUGAGUGGAAGCUGCUGUUACCUGGCCAGUGUUUGCAACUUGAGGGAAAAUGACAGCUGCAUGGGGGGAAGCCUGACCUCCUGGGGAGCUGUGGUGUGGCCUCAGUGGAAAGAUUGGAUUUUGAAAACCUGCCAGACCCAACUGAAAGAAGGGUCAUUCCUGAUUGAGUUGGAGACUCUCCCCAGUCCCUCUCUAGACUCAUUCUAGCCAUAGCCUGCCUGUGGACAGCCCUUCCCUUUGGCCCAUGCAGCAGGUCCAGGCAGCCCCUGCAGCUGUGCUCAUGGCUGCUGGCCCAGCACUUCUCAUUUUUGCCAUGUGGAAGCAGAUUUGCUAGUAGAGGAAUUUUUCAAGUCAAGGGAAGUGUUGCCAAGCCUCUAGCCUCGACCUGUGGGGGGCCUUCCGCUCUUUGUUUCUUGUUCUCUUUGGAGUGGGCACAGAGGGGACCAGUGGGCCCCUAGUCAGGCUCAGGGAGUGCAGGAGACCAGGGAGGGAAGCCCAGAUGAUGGGGAAACAGAGCCACCUUGAGGGGGUGUCAUGGAGUCAGUGUCAGGGUGACCUGACAGGUCAGCUUAUACUUAAGCAACAUUAUUAUGUUCACUUCUUUUGGGUAAGGGAUUCCUCACGGGAGGUGUGGUCAUCUGGUCACAGGUGGAGAGAAACACCCCCUCAUCUUCCUGAGCCAUUUGGAAGCCCUUUCCUCUAGCCCUAGGUACUGGUGACACAGGCCCCUCGGUCUCAGGAUGUGGACAGGCCUGGAGGGGCAGGCUUCUUGUCCCAUCCCCACUCAGCACCGCUGGGUAUCUGCCAGUCAGGGGUCUCACAGUGGCCUCUCCAAGAGCCUAGUGUCUUUAGAGAACAUUUUUCAUUUCUGUCUAUUUUCGUUGCUUUGAACAGGUGCUUCACUCACCGAGGGCUCACCCUCCCUGCAUCCCCAAUGUGGUUCAGGGAGGAGGGGACCGAAGAGCACUGACCCCUUCUCCUCUUCUGUCAGUGGCCACCGCAGUGCCCUCUCUGGCUUUGCCUCCACGUUCUCCUGCCCCCAUCGCCUCGUCUCUUCUUCCUCAUUAGCCUUCCCUUCCUUUGCCUGUUUUCUUUUCCCAGCUGGUUAAGUUCUUGAUCAUCCCUGGCACCACCUACACUAAGGUCUACCAAGGACAGAAAAGCCAGGGCCUCUGCGAGGCAGUGUGGUGUCCCUGCGGGUUUAUCAUGGUGGGACCUCCUAGACUCCAGAGUGAAUGAAUGGCAGGCCUGCUAGUGUCUGCGCUGAUGGCUUAGAAUUCCUCCACAGCCGUGCCUCUCCCACCCCUUCCUCUUUGCUCGGAAGGGAGUCCUGGUUUGCUCUCCUGCCAUGACAGCGCAGCCCAUGCUGUGCAGAGGGAUGGGGCUCGGGGUCCCUACCUGCACCCUGAUGUUUAUUAACUGUAGAUAGUGAAUUUCAAGUUGACAGGUACCUUCUCAGGGAUUUAUAUAUAAAUUUAUAUAUAAAAAUAGAGGAAAAGUUGAAGUCUAUUUUACUACUUUUUAGUGUUUGAGUAAAUUUUGCUUUAACUGGACAGAAGAAAUAUUUCUCAGACAAUGUCGAUGCUGCUGGUUAUAUCUGAGAUGUCUGGGGCUCACCCUUGAUGGAGACUUCCUUGGUGAUUCUAGAUCGGGGACUUUGGUGGCAGAAAUGGCUUUGGGGUGGGUGUGAAGUCGCUUCAGUCCCUCUGAGUUGCCUCUUGUGGAUGGAACAUGUGUAUCAACAACAAUGAAAUCCACCUCCGUGUGCAUGGAGGCGGCUGAUGAGAACACAGGCCAGUCCUCACUCUUCCCUCCGGAACCGGCUGCUCCCGGUCUGACGUUGGAGCACAUGAACCAAGAGUGACGAUUUUUUCUACUUGUUUCUGUAAAUAAAGUGUUCUACAGUCAGCCCAGCACUAAACUCACCAGAAAGGAGGAGGGAACAGCAUGGAGCCGUUCAUCUGGAAUUACCUCGGUGUGCAGAGGCUGCCCCUUGGCUGCACUUGGGAACAUCGUGGACGUCUUCCGUCCUGUCAAGCUCCUCCUGACAGACUCCUGGCAGCACUGGAGACCUCAGGACUAUGGAGAUCAGAAUUGCAAUGGCUUUGUCAUCUCAGCAUGGCCACUCCUGAGGCAAGAGGCUCCUCCUCGGAGUGGGAGAGAGGGAGUUCGUGAUGUCGGUUGGAAAAUAGGAUUUAUGGAUGCAGGAGGGCCAUGCUGGGCCCCUCUGCCCGCUUCUCUCCCUGCUGUUGGUGGUGACCAGGUCUCAGGAGUGGAGAUGAGGCUGUUGUGAGUGAAACAGAAGCCCCUGGAGUAGGGCCAGCCCCCAGGCCUGAAAAGGAUGCAAAGCCUGCUGUUUCCAGGCUGUUGGGAAGAAGCGUGGGUACCGAGUGAUUAUGAUGAAAUGCAUCCCAGAGAGGAAAUGAAUGGGCCCUGAAAAGUGGGUCUGCCAUAUCCCUGGUAGCCCGCCUGCAAGAGCACUACAUUCCCCCCAGCCCCGCUGUCCACACUACAUGACGUGGGAAGGCUGUCUGUUCAUCCCUACCCUGGGGACCCGAGUGUGCUCUGCGGAGUGAGGCACAGCCCUGAUGUGCGCCCUGCGCUACUCUUUCCCCAGGUGCGCCGGAGACUCAGGCUUGCUCAUUUCCGUCCUGACACAGCUCACUGUUCCUGAGUGGUCAGAGUGCCCCUGUGCUGUGUCAGCUCCUAGACACCAUUAGUCUUUCACAUGCUAAAACGCAAGCACUUUUUCCCUUUUGCAGUGUUUGGGGAAAUUCUAGCACACUCCCUGGGAAUUUGCAAAGGUCCCUCCGCCUCCCACAGUGGGUAACUGUGUGGAUUCUGCACCUGGCAAUCAGCGCGCCCCCUUGGAAACACCUGGGGACCCUGUUUCUUCGGGCCUGGUCCUUGGUUUCUACACCAGCCCCUUUGAGCCGGCACCUGCCUGGGACUGCCUAGGGGGCCACGGUCCAGGGAAGGACAGGUGGGACCCUGACUAUGACAUCUUUCUAAAACAAUAAAGUCCCAUUGACCACAACUGCAGUGGGAUGAAUGCCGUUGCGGCGGUCAUGCUGGGAGCUGCCGAGAGCUUACAACAAAAGCAGUGUCUCUCAGGGCGCUGCUUGCAUCUUCCCCUCCACGCCUCUCGGUGCGUUUGGAACUUGCUGACGCACUGGUAUAACUCUUGAAUCAGCUGCUCAUGUCUGUGCCCUUGCACUCACAGGUUCCUUCAUUAACAUUUUAAGUAAGUGACUAAAAAAACUCUUCUAGAGGUUGUUUUUGAAAGAAACGGGAAAAAGAAACACACUACCUGGCUUGCUUUGACUUAUUUUCGCGCGACUCAGCUGAAAGCCGGUAUUACAUACACAGUUUCCUCAGGCUCACCCAGCCUGACUAAGACUUAAUAAAAGGCACAGCCCUCGGCAGCAGGCUGUGCCAAUGUGGACAGUGUACACUAAAGUGUGAGUGUGUGCACAGGCGAGCACACGUGUGUGUACUCAUACACACAAAUGAACUAAAGGGACAAUGGCCUUUGUGCUGGCAAAGGUUACAAUGCUGCUAUAGCUUGGCCGUGGGCAGUGUCAGAUGGAACCUGCUUUGAUGGUGUGUUGUUCAGUGUACUCAGUGGGGUCUCACUGUCAGCAUUCCGCCCGCUGUGGCACAGAACACGGCUAGGGUCAUCAUAGUCCAGGUUUUUAUUGAAAGGCAGCAUUGACCCAGGCAGCUCAUAGAGAACCCAUUUGGUCUGGGCCAUCUCUCUGCCUCUGCCCUACCUUGGCUGCACGGAGGAACCCAAACCCAAGGGGCCCAGGUCCAAGAGGAUUCUUUAUCCCUGGAAGAGCUCCCCAGGAAUUCAGCCUACAGCCCUUGACAUUUGGCUGCAGGUUACCCUUAGAAUCAACACCUUAUCCUGAGGAAGCCCUGGUAUUUCCCCAAGUCCGCCUAUGUAUUAGAUACUCUAAUCAAUGCUAACAGAGUUUGGUUUUUGAAGGAACUAGUUUUGUCAUAAUACUACACCCUUCUAUUGUAUUUAAAUAAAAAGAAAAAAAAAACCACGAAACUUUCCAUCCGGUAAAGCAAUGGUCCGUGUUGGCCUGAUGCUUUUAGAAGUUUGGGGAGGUAGGUAUGGAGGCACCUUAACACCAGUUUUUUGAGCAAAAGUUCUAGUAGCUGGUUUAGAACUGCACAGCUAUGGAUACACCUGAUGAAAACUGCAAAAGGCGAUGACAGUCCCAGAAAUAUGACCAGCAUCCCUGUGAACCUUCGGGGCAUCCGAAGGAAUUUGAAAAUUAUACCCUAUUCAGAUGAACUGUAAAAGCCAACGUACUGGAAUUGUCUUUGUUCUGCCUGGCAUUUGGGGGUGUUCAAGGACCUGUGUUUUUAACAAAGAUGACUAUAUGACCGUUCUAAGGAUUGAACAGAUUUCUGCACAGGGUGCCAGGUUGCAAGUUAGGUCCUCUUAGUAUAAGCUCUCUUUUUUUCUGAAUGUAAACCUAUUUGCAUUGUCAUUUCUAAUAAUCCAUUAGGUUUCUGGAUAUUGUACAGAUACUAAGUACAGAUAUAAUUGUGUAAAUUUCAUAGUGUUUUAUUUUGAGGUGAGAGUUUUGUUAUAGUUUAUAAAAGAUAUUUUCCUAUUCAGACCUCAGGGCUAUUUGGGAACCUACAAAUAAAUGUGAUUCCCAGCAGCUUCAAUUUUUGAUAUUCAAAAAGUUAAUAAUCUUUAAGCUAAAUAUAAUGUGAUAUUAUUCAGAAAAAAAUGUUUUUCCCUUUUAAUUUCUAACAAAUUAUGUACUAAUGUUUAAAAAAAUAUGGAAAAAAUGGGAUAAUGUAAAAAUGUGGGAGAAUUGUGAUGAAAGAAUAAAAAAAUCACUUGUUAAAACACA